UUCAACCUCGAGGCCUCCCUUCUGCCUAUCCGUCUCCUCCUUGCUAUUCCUGUGAUUCAUACGCUUUCACACUUCAGAGUGUUGGUCCUUUGCUUCCUCCCUUGUCUUCCACGUGUUGAGUCUAUAUAUCUCCAGCGUUCGAGCAACAUCUCCAAGCACAUCAAUUGCCAACCCCGCAAAAGCACGAUAGCAACCAUGUCGUCGUCGAUAGCCAUCCCCAAGCGCAAGCAGCCCAGUACUGACAGCUCUGGUUUCGCUUCUUCAUCUUCGUCGUCCCCUUAUCCGAGCUGGGCCAACAACGCUCCAUUCUCACCCUCAUCUCUGGCCUCGACGUCGGCUUCCCCGUCCUCGGCCUCGACUCCGUCAUCCAUGACCCGAUACGCCGAAAGAAGGCCCUCGCUGCUCGGUGACUCGCUCUCCAAGUCCGAGUACACUGUCGUCAACAUUGGCGGACCCGAGGCUCCUCGUCUGAUCACAUGUAUCAAAACAUCCCAGGGCUUCGACUGGAACCAGGAGAUCUUCCUCCCAUCCUAUCUCGACUACGACUCGACCGGCCUCGAGCACAGACCUGACCCUGUACACAACAUCCAUCUUACCGACGAGGAGGCCGCCGCCAUCUUCCCUAAAUAAAGGAGCAACAGCAACAACUACAAUACAACGAUACUGAGAAACAUGAUGAUGAUAAUGGAAUAUUGGCGUUAUGGAUAAGGGGAAGCACAAGGCACACAUACGGGAUACCGAGGUUUUGUUUUCUAGUUUUCUUGUUCUCCUACAACGCAUGGAGUUUACAUCUUUUGGAGGCUACCAUGCAGACGGUCAGGUAUAUAUAAGGCUCUCAAGGCAAAGCGAAGCACAGAGGGCGCUACGGAAGAAGGGCAGUGCUGAUUUCGGACGGACGGGCUCCUUUAGCAUUACCGGCUAGCUUAUAGAAUGGGUCUGAAUUGAUUUCCUCUUUUUCUCUUUU
Aureobasidium pullulans EXF-150 is the source of this 964-nucleotide messenger RNA. RefSeq lists its product as uncharacterized. The transcript has 4 exons. The record is from RefSeq and is a predicted model, not a curated record. Lineage: Eukaryota; Fungi; Ascomycota; Dothideomycetes; Dothideales; Saccotheciaceae. Bases 196 to 630 code for a protein of 144 amino acids.